Molecule: messenger RNA, 1599 nt
Organism: Ipomoea nil (Japanese morning glory)
Lineage: Eukaryota; Viridiplantae; Streptophyta; Magnoliopsida; Solanales; Convolvulaceae
Product: protein DMR6-LIKE OXYGENASE 2-like
Exons: 4
Coding region: 153-1322 (389 amino acids)
Source: RefSeq, a predicted model, not a curated record
GUUAAUUCCCACCAUUAUCUCCGAUUCUUUCCCCUCUUGUCAAUUAACUAAGAUAGUGGCCGGCAACACCUUUUGUGCAAAUUGCAGCUCGGCCCGGCGGCCCCCAUCCUUCAACUCUCAUUAAUAAAUUCCAUUUCCAAUUGUCAGUAUAAAUGCCUCCCGCAGUGUUGCUGUCAACCAAAAGCAUGGUGACUGAGGAGAAUAAGGGUCAUCAAGAGAGGGUUCAGCAGUACCAGAAAGGAGUGAAGUAUCUCUGUGACGGCGGCAUCAAAACUGUUCCUACAAAGUACAUCCUGCCGGCGCUGGAACGCCCCACUGCCAUGAAUCCCGGCAGAAGAAAUGGCGGCGAUGAUAGUAAGGUUAACAUUAAGCUUCCAAUCAUUGAUUUUGCGCAGCUCCAAGCUGGCCCUAACAGGCUACAGGCCCUUCAAUCCCUCGCAUACGCUUGUGAAAAUUAUGGCUUCUUCCAGUUGGUAAACCAUGGCAUAACGGAGGAGGUUAUGAGCAGCAUGAGAGAUGUGGCGAGAAGGUUCUUCGAGCUUCCGAUGACGGAGAGAGAGAAGUACAUGAGCUCCGACAUGUCGACGCCGGUCCGGUAUGGGACCAGCUUUAAUCAAACAAAAGACGGCGUGUUUUGUUGGAGGGACUUUCUCAAGUUGGUCUGCCAUCCCCUUUCCGACCUCCUUCCUCUCUGCCCUUCUUCUCCCUUGGACUUUAGGAAACGGGCUAUUCCGUACGUUAAAGAGACAAAAUUGUUGUUCGCAAAGGUAGUGGAAGCCAUCCUAGAAAGCCUCGGCGUCGAGGAGAAGAAGACAGGCGAACAAAAAGGUGACGAUAAUGAGAUUACAAAACAACUACUCGAAGAUGGAAGCCAGCUAAUGGUGGUGAAUUAUUAUCCUCAAUGUCCUAAUCCUGAAUUGACUCUAGGAAUACCUCCCCACUCCGACUACGGUUUCCUCACUCUCCUCCUUCAAGAUGAUGUCCCCGGUUUACAAAUCCGCUACCGUGGGGAUUGGGUCACUGUUGAGCCUAUUCCGGGUGCCUUCGUCAUCAAUGUUGGUGACCAUCUCGAGAUAUUUAGCAACGGGAGGUACAAGAGUGUGCUACAUAGAGUUGUGGUGAACUCAUUGAAGUCAAGAAUUUCCAUAGCUUCAUUGCACAGUCUGCCGUUCGAAACAACAGUGAAACCGUCGCCAAAACUAAUUAAUGAAUCGAAUCCAAGGCGCUACAAGGACACGGAUUUUGCGACGUUUCUUGAAUACAUAAAUUCCUGCGACGCCAAGGAGAAGAAUUUCCUAGAAUCCAGGAAGCUGACGAGCUAGGAGAGACAACCAGACAGUACGUGAACAACCUACGACGUACUGAUUAAGGAAAAUGCAGACAAUUUUGGAGUAUUUUUUAACAUGCGUGAUUUUAUUUUUAUUUUUAUUUUUGCAGCGAUUAAUUAUUAGAAAUUAAUUAAGUAGUAUUGAUUGAAUUGGUGAGUUGAGGAGGAGAAGUGCUGUAUUGUAUUCGAUUUGUAGUAUAUAAAAUUAUAUGGAAACUGUAUAAUGGUAUACAUUCAUAUGGGUAAUAUAAUUUUAGUGACUAUUUAAUGAA